CGAAUGGUGGACGUUUUGAUUGUACGUGGUUCAUUAACAAAGCGAGUGUUGUUGUAUAUAAUGGCCCAUUGUAUGGAACAAUAGGAUGGUCUGAAUAACCUCUACCAUAGUGAUCAUACAUCAACACUCUGAAACCAGCAUUAGCGAGACUUGUCCCAAGUUCGCGCCAAACGAGACAUGGACUGCUAAAUCCAUGCACGAGAACGAUCUCACCCUCUUCUGGUCCGAGAAGGUAAUACUUCACGCGUCCAUUCGGUAAACGGACAUCUGAACCACCUUCGAAUGCAUCAGGUGGGUAUACCUCAUUAACCCCCUUUCCUAAUUCACUAUCAGGGUCUAAAGAACCCAAGCCGCGUUCAACUUGAACGCUGAAACCAUUUGUAUGCUUUGUUGGCUUCGUGUUGGCGAAAAUAGAUGAGAAAGUUCUGUAUAAUUGAAAAGUAGCUAAUAGAGAAGCUGCACCUAAUGCUAGAUGCUUAUUUUCUAAAGUAAUAGUCAUUCCUGAAUGCUUGAAUACUGACAAUGAUGACGGUGGAGGAAGUAAACGGGGAUAAUAACUUGGAAAAUAACAAAGAAAGUACAUCCAAUAAAGUACAUCCUAUAUACCACGAUAGUUCACAACAUCGUCAUUGGAGAUAUACGCCUACAGAGUUAGCAGAUAAACGGCGGAUAGCAAAUGAGAAAGCUAUCGCAUUAACACGUACCGGAUGGGAUAAAGAGAAGGAACUAAACCCUAACUCAGAAAUGAGCACUUCAAUUACACCCCCUUCUGUAGAAGAAGAAAAUGAUCUUAUCGUUUAUUAUCUCAGUCAAGUUAAACCGAUUUGCAAUCUAUUUCAAUUCCCUGAAAUCGUAGAAGCCACUGCUGUUAGCUACAUCAAGAGGUUUUACUUGUUUAAUAGCGUGAUUGAUUUACAUCCAAAGAGAGUCAUGCUUACCAGUUUAUUCCUUAGUACAAAAACAGUGAAUACACCAAUCAGCAUUAGUGACUUCGCUCAUUACAUCGGUAAAGGAAAGAUAAGCAAGGAGAGUAUACUCGAUAUUGAAUUCCUGAUAUCUCAAAAUCUACGGUUUGAGUAUGCAACCCACCCUGCUCAUAGAGCCGUUUGGGGGAUUUACUUGGAUAUGCAAACCAUGCCGAGUAGACAGAAUCAACAAGUUCUAGAUGGUAUUUUUGCAGAAGCGAGACAAACAGCGAGAUUGUCUAGAUUGACGAAUGCAGAAUUUAUAUAUACACCCUCACAGAUAGCUUUAGGGUGUUAUGUCAUGGUUAAUAAAACUCUCGUAGAAGAAUACAUUGAGUGGAAGAAGCAGGAAUUCCACGCUGAAGCGCCUUCUUUCGAUGCUAUAGACGGUGUGGUCGCGCUAAUAAACAUACAAAAAAGUAAAGGUGGUCUCAAGAAGGAGACGGUCCAGGAUAUCGACAAGCGACUAAAACUCUGGCAAGAUCCAAGUAAAGUCGAGGGUACAGCGAUGUAUAAACGCAAACAGGAGGAAGCAGAUAAGGAAGACCUAGAAAAACGCAACAAGAGACAACUUGAAGCUGAGAAGAGCAAGUACGAAAGUGAGAGUGUAUUUGGAGAACCACUGGAGACGCUUAAGAGGAGCAGAACUGAUGAUGGUGAAGAGAAUGAAUAAGUUAUUAUAUAUGAUGC
Wallemia mellicola CBS 633.66 is the source of this 1655-nucleotide messenger RNA. Its product is annotated as cyclin-like protein. NCBI's taxonomy places the organism in Eukaryota, Fungi, Basidiomycota, Wallemiomycetes, Wallemiales, Wallemiaceae. Gene Ontology annotation, biological process: regulation of transcription by RNA polymerase II; regulation of cyclin-dependent protein serine/threonine kinase activity. Gene Ontology annotation, cellular component: nucleus; transcription factor TFIIK complex. The transcript is spliced from 4 exons. The record is from RefSeq and is a predicted model, not a curated record. The coding region runs from base 523 to 1638 and encodes 371 amino acids. Gene Ontology annotation, molecular function: cyclin-dependent protein serine/threonine kinase regulator activity.